AUGGAGGUUCCUGGCAUGCAGAGUUCCCAGAUCGAUCCGGACGAUUUAUUCACCAAACUGGAACGUAUCGGCAAAGGUUCCUUUGGUGAGGUUUUCAAAGGCAUCGACAACCGCUCGCUCCAAGUGGUGGCCAUUAAAAUCAUCGACCUGGAGGAGGCCGAGGAUGAAAUCGAGGACAUUCAGCAGGAGAUCACCGUCCUGAGCCAAUGCGACAGUCCGUACAUCACUAAGUACUACGGCUCGUACCUGAAGGGAAGCAAACUGUGGAUCAUCAUGGAGUACCUCGGCGGGGGUUCCGCGCUGGACUUGCUUCGCGCAGGUCCGUUUGACGAGUCCCAGAUCGCCACUAUGCUGAAGGAGAUCUUGAAGGGUCUUGACUACCUUCACUCUGAGAAGAAGAUCCACAGAGACAUCAAAGCCGCUAACGUGCUCUUGUCCGAGCACGGCCAGGUGAAGCUGGCUGACUUCGGGGUGGCCGGUCAGCUGACGGAUACGCAGAUCAAGCGGGAGACCUUUGUCGGUACGCCGUUCUGGAUGGCGCCUGAAGUCAUCCAGCAGUCCGCGUACGACUUCAAGGCGGACAUUUGGUCGCUGGGCAUCACCGCCAUCGAGCUGGCCAAGGGGGAGCCGCCUAAUUCCGACAUGCAUCCCAUGAGGGUGCUGUUCCUCAUCCCCAAGUCUCCGCCUCCGACGCUGACAGGCGAUUUCUCCAAGAGCUUCAAAGAGUUCACCGAGGCCUGCCUCAACAAGGACCCUAUCUUUCGUCCCACCGCCAAGGAGUUGCUCAAGCAUAAGUUCAUCGUCAAACACUGCAAAAAGACGUCCUAUCUCAGCGAGUUGAUCGACAGAUACCGCAGGUGGCGUGAACAAGGACACAGCGACAGCAGCCCCGACGACUCUGACGGCGAGUCCAGCGACAAGAAGGAUGGCGAAUCUCCCGAGUGGAGCUUCACCACGGUCCGCAAACGGAAGCCUGACGAGCGGCCGAGAGAGGGAAAUGACGCCGACGCAGUCAUCUCGCCCGUCUUCACCGAGUUGAAGCAGCAACACAAGGCGCACUCGGAGAAGCGAUUGGCCAUCGAAGAGCUGGAACGGAACAUCCGAUUGACCGAGGACGUUUGUCCGGGAAUCACAGACCGGAUGGUGACGUGCAUCAUCGCCAGAUUCAACGCCAACUGA
Messenger RNA from Nerophis lumbriciformis (worm pipefish), 1179 nucleotides. The record is from RefSeq and is a predicted model, not a curated record. NCBI's taxonomy places the organism in Eukaryota, Metazoa, Chordata, Actinopteri, Syngnathiformes, Syngnathidae.